Messenger RNA from Purpureocillium takamizusanense, 1601 nucleotides. It is a transcript of the gene IPL1, whose product is annotated as Non-specific serine/threonine protein kinase. The record is from RefSeq and is a predicted model, not a curated record. Lineage: Eukaryota; Fungi; Ascomycota; Sordariomycetes; Hypocreales; Ophiocordycipitaceae. Gene Ontology annotation, cellular component: spindle pole centrosome; chromosome passenger complex; spindle midzone. Bases 114 to 1331 code for a protein of 405 amino acids. Gene Ontology annotation, molecular function: ATP binding; protein kinase activity. The transcript has 3 exons. Gene Ontology annotation, biological process: protein phosphorylation; mitotic spindle organization; regulation of cytokinesis.
CCACACGCAUCACCACCAGCGUCUUUCCCGGCUCGCUGCGACGAAAACGUCUCCAACGACGUUUCUCCCCGUCCUCGCCUUCAUCGCCCGUCCGUCACAUCCACAGGCUUACAAUGGCCAGUCGCACCCUCGAGACGCGCUUCGAGCGCAUGUCCGUGCAGGACGAGAACGGCGACGUGGCCAAGGCAUAUUCCUCCUCCAAGUCCAAGACGGUCGUCUCAUCGUCGAGCGCAUCACAGCUCCCCCAGGGCAGCAGCCGCGCGAACCUCUACAAGGUCGCGCUCCAGUCGCAGAGCCACAACGCCGUCGCCUCGGUCACGCUGCCGUCCCAAGCCGCUCAGCGCAAGGGCAACAAUAACAACAACAGCAACCCUGCAUCUCCGCCGCGAAAGCCUCUCCCGUCCAGCUCCUCCCGCACCUCACAAGACGACGACGCCGCCGCCGAAGAGGCUGCCGCCGAGUCCGCUCUGGUAGCAGCGCAGCCGUCGGCAGUCCCCAAGCAGUUCCACCUCGGCAUGUUCGAGAUUGGGCGCCCGCUGGGCAAGGGCAAGUUUGGCCGCGUCUACCUGGCCAGGGAGCGCACGAGCGGCUUCAUCUGCGCCCUCAAGGUCCUGCACAAGAGCGAGCUGCAGGUCGGCGGCGUCGAGCGCCAGGUGCGCCGCGAGAUUGAGAUCCAGAGCAACCUGCGGCACCCCAACAUCCUGCAGCUGUUUGGCCACUUCCACGACAGCAAGCGCGUCUUCCUCAUCCUCGAGUUCGCCGGCAAGGGCGAGCUGUACAAGCACCUCCGCCGCGAGAACCGCUUCCCCGAGUGGAAGGCGGCCCAGUACAUUGCCCAGAUGGCGUCGGCGCUGCGCUACCUCCACAGGAAGCACGUAAUCCACAGGGACAUCAAGCCCGAGAACAUCCUCGUCGGCAUCCACGGCGAGAUCAAGAUCUCCGACUUUGGCUGGAGCGUCCACGCGCCCAACAACAGGAGGAAGACCAUGUGCGGCACCCUCGACUACCUGCCCCCCGAGAUGAUCAAGCCGGGCUCGUCGGACAACUACUACAGCGAAAAGGUUGACCUUUGGAGUCUCGGGGUCUUGACGUAUGAGUUCCUCGUCGGCGAAGCGCCCUUCGAGGACACCCCAGUCAUGACACAGCGGAGGAUUGCCCGGGCAGACAUGUCCAUUCCGUCUUUUGUGAGCCCCGAGGCCAGCGAUCUCAUCAAAAGGCUUUUGGUUCUGGAUCCCGAAAAGCGAAUCCCUCUCGAGGCUGUCCAGCAGCACCCUUGGAUCAUUAAGCAUUGUGUCAAGGGCGAGAGGGCGUCGAAUCGUGAGAAGGCAUGAUGUGAUGCCUUGAAGGCAUGCCCCGUUGCUUGUUGCUUAAUGCGGGGAAACAAGGGCGCACGCGGAGUACAAGGGAUUGCAAUAGUAAGGUCGUUGGGGAUAAUGGGUGUGCAUCUGAAGGAGUUUGGUGUUUUGACCUAGCGCGCCAUUCGUAUAACUGAGAUGGAGCUGCGUUGCGUUUUUUUCCAACUAUGGUCUGGGUAUCGUCGAUAGCGUAAAGGCCGGGUCCACGCCGGCAAUGCUUUUUGAUAUGGUACAAAUCAUCAGGAC